Molecule: messenger RNA, 1420 nt
Organism: Sodiomyces alkalinus F11
Lineage: Eukaryota; Fungi; Ascomycota; Sordariomycetes; Glomerellales; Plectosphaerellaceae
Product: dehydrodolichyl diphosphate synthase
Exons: 3
Coding region: 133-1230 (365 amino acids)
Cellular component (GO): lipid droplet; dehydrodolichyl diphosphate synthase complex; endoplasmic reticulum
Molecular function (GO): ditrans,polycis-polyprenyl diphosphate synthase [(2E,6E)-farnesyl diphosphate specific] activity
Source: RefSeq, a predicted model, not a curated record
GUUUACCUAUGACGUUCGUUUUUCGGCGGAGCGAUAAGCAUUAGAUCUUUCUUUUUGGAACGCCCACCACCUUAGAGUUUCCCUCGAUCCUCCGACCUCUAUUUCAUCCAGCUUCCUUCUCCCCGGGCGAUAAUGUCCGAAAUUGUUGGCACCAUCGGCAAAUGGCUGCUAAGCUCACCUCCCGCAGAAUGGGCAAUCAGUCAGCUUAGAGAGCUGUUGAUUGGCGCCCUGAAGCAGGGACCUGUACCUCAACAUGUGGCAUUCGAGAUGGACGGAAAUAGGCGGUAUGCGCGCGGUAGGAGAAUGGAGACCAUCGAAGGCCAUCAUCAUGGCUUUGAAGCCCUUGCGCGAGUCCUCGAAAUCUGCUACAAGUCGGGAGUCCGGGUCGUCACGGUCUAUGCGUUUAGCAUCGAGAACUUCAACCGCCCUCAAUAUGAAGUAGAUGGCCUAAUGCAACUGGCCAAGGUCAAAUUGGAACAACUGACGCACCAUGGGGAUCUUCUGGACCGAUAUGGAGCCGCUGUCCGUGUCAUCGGCCAGAGAGAUCUACUCCCGCAGGAUGUCCUCGAGGUUGUCGACCGCGCCGUGAAUAUGACCACGGGAAACAAGAAGGCCAUUCUCAACAUCUGCUUCCCGUAUACAUCUCGAGAGGAGAUGGCGACCGCGAUUCGGUCCACAGUAGAGGACUACAUGACGCCGCCUGAACCCAAGUACACCGCGUUUCCUGUCUCACGCAUCACCCAGAAGAUCCUAUCGAAGCAACUAGACGAAAAAGAGGACAGGGCCGAGACUCCGACUAAGUCUCGCGACUUUUCCCCGGCACCGUCCUCUCGGUCCGACGCUGAUGACGGAACGACAUCGUCCUCUACUACCCUCCCCCCUGGGUCGCCCUCCUCGCCCCCCGAAAUACACUCUGGGGUUGACGGAAGAAGACUCCUCAAGAACCCCGAGACAAUCACGACCGAGACACUCAAUAGUCACAUGUACACGGCCGACGACCCUCCCCUGGAUAUAUUUGUGCGGACAAGCGGCGUCGAACGCCUCAGUGAUUUUAUGCUGUGGCAGUGUCACCAGGAUACCCACAUCUUCUUCCUGGACUGCUUGUGGCCCGAAUUCGAUUUGCACCACUGGAUUCCCGUUCUCCUCGAAUGGCAGUGGCGUUUGAAGCAGGUAGAGAGAGACGAACGUCCUUUAAAGAAGAGGACCCGAAAGGUGGUGAAAGCAGUCUAAGUCGCAUAUUUGCGGCGCAUUCAUUCGAGGUAAUGAUAUGGUGGAAUGCAUACUUCCACAAGAAUCAAGCACCAGUGGGCGAGAGAUGCGCGAUCUUGAUGGGCUUUUUUUUUUCGUUCCCCCCUUUUUUUUGGCUUCGGGUUUUUUUUUGUCGGGUGCCACGAGUACCUAGCCUGGUGCUUGGUUGCUC